Molecule: messenger RNA, 807 nt
Organism: Sorex fumeus (smoky shrew)
Lineage: Eukaryota; Metazoa; Chordata; Mammalia; Eulipotyphla; Soricidae
Product: E3 ubiquitin-protein ligase RNF113A-like
Exons: 1
Coding region: 1-807 (268 amino acids)
Biological process (GO): snoRNA splicing
Cellular component (GO): U2-type spliceosomal complex
Molecular function (GO): metal ion binding
Source: RefSeq, a predicted model, not a curated record
AUGCGUGGCGGUGGUCCCAAAAGGGCAUCAUGCUGCCACUGGACUAGCUGCGAGCCCAAGGCCGAGGCCGAAAGUGUGGGCGUGGUGUACCAGUCCACGCGCUCGGCCAAGCCGGCCGGGCCGGAGGACAUGGGCGCCACGGCCACCUUCCAGCAGGACACGGAGAGGGAGAGGGACGCCCAGGCCAUCUUCGAGCGCAGCCAGAAGAUCCAGGAGGAGCGGAGGGGCAAGGAAGACGACAAGAUCUACCGGGGCAUCAAUAACUAUCACAAGUACAUGCAGCCCAAAGACAUGUCGAUGGGCAACGCGUCCUCGGGCAUGGUGAGGAAGGGGCCCAUCCGCGCCCCCGAGCACCUGCGGGCCACCGUGCGCUGGGAUUACCAGCCCGACAUUUGCAAGGACUACAAAGAGACGGGCUUUUGCGGCUUUGGGGACAGUUGCAAGUUCCUCCACGACCGUUCGGACUAUAAGCACGGCUGGCAGAUAGAACGCGAGCUGCACGAGGGCCGCUACGGUGCCGCUGAGGACAGCUACGAGGUGGAGAACCCCCCGCCGGAGGAAAUCCCCUUCAAGUGCUUCAUCUGUCGCCAGACCUUCCAGAACCCGGUGGUCACCAAGUGCAGGCAUUACUUCUGCGAGAGCUGCGCGCUGCGGCAUUUCCGCACCAGCCCGCGCUGCUACGUCUGCGACAAGCAAACCUACGGGCUCUUCAAUCCGGCCAAAGACCUGAUGGCCAAACUGGGCAGGCGACGAGCUGCCCGAGACCCUGGCGCUGCCCGUUCCCUAGAAGACCCAGUUCUAGACUAG